Messenger RNA from Trypanosoma rangeli, 1419 nucleotides. RefSeq names its product putative amino acid transporter. The transcript has a single exon. NCBI's taxonomy places the organism in Eukaryota, Euglenozoa, Kinetoplastea, Trypanosomatida, Trypanosomatidae. Gene Ontology annotation, biological process: amino acid transmembrane transport. Bases 1 to 1419 code for a protein of 472 amino acids. Gene Ontology annotation, molecular function: amino acid transmembrane transporter activity. The record is from RefSeq and is a predicted model, not a curated record.
AUGGAGGGCCGCCGUGAGGGAACAGGCGGGGAAGCGAGGGAAGCAGCAGGGAACCCGGCGGAUAACGAAACGUACAACUGCCCUGUGGAUGGCAGCCCAUAUGAAGCGGUGAAGGUCGCCUCUACAGAGUGGGCUGAGGGGGAGCGUUCCCAGGCAACUAUGAAGUGCGGUGGGGCCUACCGCGCCAUGAAGCGUGUGGCCGACAUUGUGCCUUACGGCGGACUUCUCUCGAACGCAUUCAACUUGGCAAGUGCGACGCUUGGGGCCGGUAUUGUUGCGUUACCCUCGGGAUUCCGUGACUCUGGCAUCGUCGUCGCGUCCCUUCUCCUUGCGCUGUGCUGCGCAUGCACUGUGUACUCUAUUCGACUGCUCGUACUCGCAAAGGAGAAGACAGGAUUUCGAUCGUAUGAGGAAAUGGCGCAAGGCCUUUUUAUGCGUGGUGUCGACUACUUUGUGGCCUUGCUCAUGUUCGUCUUUUGCUUUGGGACCUGUGUGGGGUACGUCAUCUCCAUCGGCGACUUGUUUUUCCCAAUUCUGGAGUCUAAAACGACACCGGAGUUUUUUCGUACGAGCCAUGGAAAGUCUUUGCUGAUCAGUGGGGUUUGGCUGCUUGGAAUGUUUUCUCUCUCGCUUCCGAAGGAGAUUAAUUCCCUUCGCUACGCCUCAGUGAUUGGGGUUGCUUGCCUCAUCUUCUUCGUCAUCUGCAUGGUGAUGCAUGCCGCCAACAAUGGCUUAAAAGAGGGGAUGUCGUCGGACCUGUCUCUAUACGGUAAUGGAACAAAAGCACUGAAUGGGCUUUCACUGCUUAUUUUUGCGUUUAUUUGUCAGGUGAACUGCUUUGAGGUCUACGAGGAGAUGCAGGACCCCUCACCGAACCGCAUGACGCGAGAUACGACGUUGAGUAUGGUGUUUGUAGGCUUGCUUUACUUUUUUGCAGGCUUUUUUGGCUACGCGGACUUUGGCAACGCCGUGGCAGGCUCCGUGCUGCGACUGUACGACCCCAAGAAUGAUGUUUUGAUGGUGAUUUCGUACGUUGGCAUUGCAUUCAAGCUUUGCGGAGGAUUUGCGCUCUGCAUUCAGCCAUCGCGCGACGCCAUCUAUUAUGUCCUUGGCUGGGGGAAAACGUCGGACGUUUCCACGCGGCGUAAUCUUCUCGUCAGCGGCUUUCUUGCGCUGGCGGCGCUCAUACUCGGCCUUUUCAUACCGAGCAUCACCGUCGUGUUCGGCUUCUUGGGCGGUGUGUGCGGUGGCUUUUUGGCCUUUUUGUUCCCCGCCUUUUUCCACAUGUACUCCGGCAACUGGUCUCUGAAGGAGGUCGGCUGGGCGAAUUUCAUCGCCACGUAUUUGCUCAUUAUCCUCGGCGUCUUCGCCGUGGUCUUUUGCACCGUUCUGACCAUCUACGGCGAAGCUCACGGCUGA